AUGGACCCAUCCCUUCGCAUCGUACCGGCAGCACCCGCCAAGUCCGUCUCCACGGCCAACACCGCCGGCUCGCUCGGCCUCCAUGACACUCUAACAUAUGGCCCCCGCACCUUCGCCGGCGAGAUCAAGGGCCAGACUGCCUUCCAGAACCGCAUGGAGAAGUGGGAUGAAACGCAAGAUAACUUGCGAUUGACAUUGCACCGUAACCUCUAUGGUGUGGCUGCACCUAUGAUGCAGCUCAUGGAGCGCAAGCUCGUCUCUUAUAACCCUCACAUGCCCACGAUGAAACGCUCCAAUGUUCAUCUAGACGUCUUGCGAGGGACAGAUGACACGCUCGAUGUAUCAGACUUCAUGCAUAACGAGACGGGCCCAUCUAUGGACAUUCACGCCGAAAUGGAGAAGAAGCUUCGCAUGUAG
Molecule: messenger RNA, 417 nt
Organism: Peniophora sp. CBMAI 1063
Lineage: Eukaryota; Fungi; Basidiomycota; Agaricomycetes; Russulales; Peniophoraceae
Source: the annotation of a GenBank genome assembly